This is a messenger RNA of Pongo pygmaeus (Bornean orangutan), 309 nucleotides long. Its product is annotated as small ribosomal subunit protein eS27-like. Gene Ontology annotation, biological process: translation. The record is from RefSeq and is a predicted model, not a curated record. Gene Ontology annotation, molecular function: structural constituent of ribosome. Bases 18 to 269 code for a protein of 83 amino acids. NCBI's taxonomy places the organism in Eukaryota, Metazoa, Chordata, Mammalia, Primates, Hominidae. Gene Ontology annotation, cellular component: ribosome. The transcript has a single exon.
CCUACCCACACGAGAACAUGCCUCUCGCAAAGGAUCUCCUUCAUCCCUCUGCAGAAGAGAAGAUGAAACACAAGAAGAAACGCCUGGUGCAGAGCCCCAAUUCCUACCUCAUGGAUGUGAAAUGCCCAGGAUGCUAUAAAAUCAUCAUCGUCUUUAGCCAUGCACAAAUGGUAGUUUUGUGUGUUGGCGGCUCCACUGUCCUAUGCCAGCCUACAGGAGGAAAAGCAAGGCUUACAGAAGGAUGUUCCUUCAGGAGGAAGCAGCACUAAAAGCACUCUGAAUCAGGAUGAGUGGGAAACCAUCUCAAUA